Vanrija pseudolonga is the source of this 3000-nucleotide messenger RNA. RefSeq names its product putative transcriptional regulatory protein. Gene Ontology annotation, molecular function: zinc ion binding; DNA-binding transcription factor activity, RNA polymerase II-specific; DNA binding. Gene Ontology annotation, biological process: DNA-templated transcription; regulation of DNA-templated transcription. The coding region runs from base 1 to 3000 and encodes 999 amino acids. The transcript has 8 exons. NCBI's taxonomy places the organism in Eukaryota, Fungi, Basidiomycota, Tremellomycetes, Trichosporonales, Trichosporonaceae. The record is from RefSeq and is a predicted model, not a curated record.
AUGUCUGCGCCGUCUGCACCGUCUGGCGCGUCCGUCGCCGCCAACCCCUCGGGGAGUGGCAGCGCCGUGUCGACUGCUCGCGUCGGCGUCGGAAUCCAGCCCGCGCCGGCUGGCUCGAACGGCGCCGGCGCAGCGGGCAACGCGGCAGCAGGAGCCGCCGCCGCCGACAAGAAGCGCAAAGCGCCGCCAACAGCAGGUGGGGGACAGGCCCGACCGAAAGAGGCUCGCACGGGCUCUGCGACAGAGGACGAAUCGGGCGCGCCAUCGCCCACGGCAUCUGUUGCUACAGCGCCCGCGGCGCCGCGACCCCGCGAGGCAAAGCGCACGCGCGUGCACUUUUCGUGCGUCGAAUGCCAUCGGCGUAAACAAAAGUGCGAUCGCAAGGAGCCGUGCUCGCAAUGCGUCGCCAGGAGGGUACCCCAUCUGUGCCGCCCGUUCUUGAACGGCGUCGAGGACCCCAACGCGAAUUCGGAUGUCCACGCCCGUCUCGCGACCAUCGAGGGCAUGCUCACACGACUCGUGUCCGCGAUCCCACAAGCACUGUCAACAAGGCCGCUAGUCGAGGGAUCCAGCCCGGACGUGUUGUCAAUAGCGACACAGGGCGAGGAUGUGUUCCACCCACAGUCUGCGCCACCCACAUCGACUCAGCCCGAACCUCCACGACAGGUCUACCCCCACAAGCCACCUCCCUCUGGCCUCUUCCCCGCAAAUCUGUCCACCACGACACCCGUGGGCCGCUCAGGAUUCGGUUGGGGCCUCCGAGAGGGGCGCAUGAUCUCGCUCAGCGUCGAAGACAAUGCCGACCUGCGCGAAGUCCUCGCCACCCUGCGAGAAAGCGGUAUCACCAAGAACCAUCUCGAGUGGCUCAUCUCUGGCGUACCUGGCAGACGCAUGGCAGACGGCCUCGUCGAGCUCUACUUUCGCUGGACCCGAUACAAGAUGAACCGCCCGCAGUUUGAGCGACGUUACCAGAUCUUCUUCGACUCGAUCGGACGGAAUCCCACAAGUCCAAAGAUCGACGCCGAUACACUAAAAUGGCUGCCCUUGAUGUUCAUUGUGUUGGCCAUUGCCGCUCUGUCCGCGCCGACAGAGAUUGUGCCUGCGGAUGAGCAGCAGGCCUGGUCGCGAAGAUUCUACGGCUCGGCAAAGAGUGGCCUCGAGUACGCCAAGGCGUUACAACGCGACAACCUGGAGGUGCUGUACGCCGGUGUACUGGCGUCGCGCUACAUGCUCCUUACUCGCCGACCGGCAGAGGGCUCGACGCCGCUCACAACCGCGUUCCAGCUCGGUCUCUACCGUGACGGCACCGUUCUCAACCUCUCGGACAAGCGCGAAGUCGAGGUCCGACGACGUGCAUGGGCGAUGCUCUACCACCUCGACCGCACCAUCUCGCUCCUGGUCGGCCGACCCGCAUCCAUCUCGGAUGCGCACACUGACGCGCGGCCGCCCGCCAACCUGGACGACGAGGAGAUUGAGAGCGGCGACUUUGACCCAGCUGGCCACCCCAUGACGCAGCCAACAGUCUACACCUAUGUCAUUGUUCGCCACCGCCUCGCCGAGAUCAUGGGCCGUAUCGCGUACCACACAUUCACCAUCCAGCUGCCCGACUACCAGACGGUCCUCGCGCUCGACAAGGAGCUGCUCGCGUGGCGCGACAGCCUUCCGUCGUUCCUCGCCAUGCAGAACGCCGACACGAGCCUUGAUGCCACCCACUCGUACCUCUUUGUCCAGCGCCAUCUGCUCGCGUGCGAAUGGUACUACACGCGUAUCACGCUCAACCGACCCUACUUGCUGCGUCGAAAGCCGCAGGACGGACGUUACGCGUACUCACGCAACGCGGCCAUCGAGUCGGCGACGGCCGACCUGCUGAGCAGACGCGACUUCAUGAUGGAGAAGGGCGACCUGGUCAUCAACUCGGGUGGCUACCGUGUCCUCAACUCGUACAUGGUGCUUGGUGUCACCAUCAAACUCGAUCCCGAUUCGCCCCAGGCCGACGAGUUGAGACAUCUGCUGAGCGUCGUCUCUGGCCGCGCCCGGGACGAACAAGGUCGUCUCUCGGAGCCCAUUGUCAAGGAGGAGCUCGCGAUUGUCGAAUUCCUCACCGCCAAGAGCACCACCAAGAACAACUCGUCACCCGCAAAUGGAACGGCUGCCAACGGUCAAGCGCGUGGAGACACUACCGACGAGAACACCCCCGUCGACUUGUUGCUUGGACUCGCAAAGACCAACUCUGGACGACGCGCUGCCGAGGAAGAAAAGCGCCAGCUCCGGCUGCAGCAGCUCCGCGAACGCGAGGAGCAGAGACAGGCCCAGCGGAGAACUGCUCAGGGUGGACCCAACGCGGCCAAGAAUGUCAGCGCCUCCCCAUGGGGUUAUGUGGCUCCCCAGAUGCCCGGCAUCGACGUCCACCAGCCAUUUGGCCCCGCCAACAAUGGAAACCGCCAGUCGCGCCUCCCCAGGCCUCUCCAGCCCCCAGGAACUGCAAACAGGCAAGAAGGGACGAGCGACUCGGCGUCCAUCGGCUCGACGGGCCACGGCUGGUCGCCCGAAAAUCCCUUCAGCUUUACCGAGAACCGCGCGUCGCCCGGCUUUGGUGGACCAGGAGCCAACAACACGCUCAUCCCCAGCCCGCACGCCGCGUUCAGUGGCGCGAAUGCCGCCAACAAUACCAACCAGCAGCUGGCCAACAUCUCGCCGUACCAGGACAUGUCGCUGUCGCUGCCGACCGACCAGCUUGCCGGCCUGACACAGCAAAACGCCAACGACAUCUUCGCGGCUGCUGCGCCGCCACCCGAGUUUGGCACGGCCGUCGACGUCAACUUUGACUUUUCCAACCUCACCAUCCCGCAGCAGGGCAUGGACAUGCACUUCAACCCGUUCGCGAUUCAGCAGACGGGUGAUGAGGGCAGCGGUUCAGAACCUGGCCACGAUGACGAGACCACUUUCCUCAACUUUAUUCUAACCAAGUUUGCCAACAGCUCGGCAGGUGAGGCGAUGUGA